CGUGUCGGUGUCACAACCGGCUGGAAUGAGGCGUGCACUCACUCGUCGAAAGAAGGGCCGCAUUUCCUUGAUUGUGAAAGUUUUGCUGUAGCAGGCUCCACCUCUAUGGGAAGCAAUUAUAAACUAUGGGUAAUUUGAUUGGUCCUAGCGCUAGUCAAUCUACACUGCUUACACAUAAUACCGGUGGAUACGGAGGACGGCUCAACUAAGAAAAUGAUAAGGUCAUUCGAAUUACUGUGGCGAGCGAGUUUAUUGCUACAAUGAAACUGAAAAAAAUUGUGCUGACGAUAGGAAUGAACGGAUGAUUUCUAUAGAGGCAAAGUCGAACCAAGUGGGCAGGCAAAUUUGAUAUAAAUACGCCGGAGGGGGGGGGGGGGCAAUGCGCUGUUAUCUGAGACCCUUGUGUCUGUCAAUGUGCAAGUAAACGCCAGAGCGGUGGAAGGUUUUGCUAAACCAAUCAAGGUGGAAUUGUACAAAACGAGUUCCACGUCCGGUGUAAUACGCACAUUACUGUGUUUGUGGGGGACGUGAAACAAGGAUGAUGCGCCUGGCCUGCUGCACCGUCCUCCUCUUCCUGCUCCGUCUCUUGGUGGGCCUGCCCUGGUUCCAGGUCCUCCCCUCCAUCCUCAUCUUCUACCUGGGCUCUGGAGGCUGGAAGUUCGUACUCAUUUUCGCCAAAACCAUCAGAAGAGAUUUACAUGCGGCAGGCGUCCUCCUCAAGGUGAAGUCAAACGUCAAUCGUCACCUGAAGGAACGAAACACCCUCCCUAAAAUCUUCGCCGAGACGGUGCGUCGCCAUGGGGACAAGACUGCGCUAAUUUUCGAGGGCACAGGCGAGAAGUGGUCCUUCCGGCAGCUGGAUGAGUACUCCAACCGUGUAGCCAACCUGCUGCUCCAGAGGGGCUUCGUGGAAGGGGAUGUGGUGGCUCUCUUCAUGGAGAACCGGUCCCAGUACGUGGGCCUCUGGCUGGGCAUGGCCAAGAUAGGAGUGGAGGCUGCUCUGAUCAACUUUAACCUGCGGCUGGAGGCCCUGGUGCACUGCGUCACCAUCUCAAACGCUAAGGCUGUGGUGUUCGGCAGCGAGCUGACCGAGGCUGUGUGUGAGGUCCACUGUUCCAUGGGGAAGACAGUACAGAUGCUGUGUUCAGGGGACUGGGACCCUAAACGUGUCCCUACAGGGACAGAGUGCCUGGAGCCUCUACUGGAUGCCGCUCCGACCCACCUGCCCAUCCGCCCAGACCGCUGCUUCACUGAUCGUCUGUUCUACAUCUACACAUCUGGGACCACCGGGAUGCCCAAAGCUGCCAUCGUGGUGCACAGCAGGUACUACCGCAUGGCAGCCUUGGUAUACUACGGCUUCGGUAUGACGUCUGCUGAUGUGUUGUACAAUUGCCUUCCACUCUACCACUCCGCAGGAAACAUUGUUGGCGUGGGGCAGUGCCUGAUCCACGGCAUGACGGUGGUCAUCAAGAAGAAGUUCUCUGCCUCCCGGUUCUGGGACGACUGUGCCAAGUAUAACUGCACGAUUGUCCAGUACAUCGGGGAGAUCUGCCGGUACCUGUUGAACCAGCCGGUAAAGGACAUAGAGGGUAAACACAAAGUCCGUAUGGCGCUCGGUAACGGCCUGCGCCAGUCCAUCUGGGAAGAGUUCACCUCUCGCUUCAACGUACCACAGAUAGCAGAGUUCUACGGAGCCACAGAGUGCAACUGUAGCCUGGGAAACUUUGACAACAUGACAGGAGCAUGUGGCUUCAACAGCCAGAUCCUCCCCUUCAUCUACCCCAUCAGACUGGUGAAGGUAGAUGAGGAGACCAUGGAGCUCAUCAGAGGCCCCGAUGGCGUCUGUAUCCCCUGUGGGCCUGGUGAGCCCGGCCAGUUGGUAGGCAGGAUCAAUCAGAAAGACCCCCUGAGAAGGUUUGACGGCUACGUGAACGAAGGAGCCAACAGCAAGAAGACUGCUAACAGUGUCUUCAAGAAGGGAGACACUGCCUAUCUCUCAGGCGACGUCCUAGUCAUGGACCAGUAUGGUUACAUGUACUUUAAGGAUCGUACAGGGGACACGUUCCGUUGGAAGGGAGAGAACGUGUCGACCACAGAGGUGGAGGGAACCCUGAGCCGUCUGCUGGACAUGAUGGACGUGGUAGUCUACGGAGUGGAGGUGCCAGGGGCUGAGGGGAAGGCUGGGAUGGCCGCUGUAGCAGAUCCAGAGAGAUCUACAGACCUGGAGAAGUUUGGGAAGGAUCUGGAGAAAGCUCUGCCACCCUACGCACGACCCGUCUUCCUACGCUUCCUCAAAGAGGUCAACAAGACAGGCACCUAUAAGUUCCAGAAGACAGACAUGCGGCGGGACGGUUUUGACCCCAGCAUGGUAUCAGACAAACUGUACCUCCUGGACCCCACCAGGGGGCGAUAUGUGGAGCUGCAUCAGGAGCUCUACAGCAGCAUCAUCUCAGGGAAGCAGAAACUGUAACUGUGAGAUCUGAUCACUCUUGCCACCCCCCCCAAAAAAAAGAAAUAUCACCCCAUCCACCCACACACACACACCCUAUUCCUGAAGUCACUCCCUCCCCCAGAGAAACUCUUAACUCUUACAACCCACCUCUCUGCUCUCUCUAAGCCCACACCCCUUGUUACUUCAGUGACCACAGUGAGGGGCAGCUGGCUCAUCCAGGUCACAUGACAAGCCAAUCUGACACCAUAUCCCACGAUAGACCUAGAGCAACCUUUGACCUCUAAAGGCACCUCCCCCCCCCCCAGAGCUUGACCUUGACCUGCCCUGGAGCUAUAGGAACGCUCGCUGGAAGGACACAGCUCGCUGGCUGAGAGCGGCGUGUGGCAUGUCCAGAAUGCAAAAACAUAGUAACUUACUCCAAAUGUAAGAGUCCUAGCUAUAGGAACUUGACACAGUGAAAGAACUUGAAUUGAUUGAAGGAAACAGUCCUGUUGGUCUGUCGGUUUGUCCGUCUCAUGUUGAGGUCAUUCCCUCAUAGGUCCAACCUGCACACUGCCCAGUCAGUGACCAGUGGCUUCUGUUGUGACACAAAAUGGCCGAUUUGGUUUUAGUGGUGACUCAGCACAUCCAUGUUAGACAUACAGUACAGCUAACCUGAAACUGACGGAUUUAAGUGCAAUAGGGCUCCAGCAGUGGCAGUGUACAGCUGUGAAGAAGCUCUCUAAUAUAUUUAAAUGUCUGCAUUAUACCAAAUAUAUUUAAUUUGUAGAAUAGUCUUUACACGUUUUAAAACAAAAGGAUGAUUGCAUGUUCAAGUUCCUGAUAAAAUGCCAAUUCAAAUUCUAAUCAUGUUUUACUAUAUCCACAAUUGUGCUCGGCUUUCUCCUGACCUCACCCACUAGGGGUGCUCCUCCUAGUCUUCAACUAUAGAAUCUACAGACCAACUCCCAGCUGCUGGAGCACCAAUAACUCUUACAGUUUCAAACCUGGUUCUGAAUGUUUUGAUUCAGAUUCUGAAUGUGUCAACAUUGUGCAGGUUGGGCCCAAUGGAUUGGCUUCGUCUUGUAUGGCACAGUAGACAUUUUAAAGCUUGCCGAAGAGCGUGCUGAAGUGAAAAGCACUAACCUCCUCUGUCUCUGAGGUGUUGUUGAGGAUAAUACUCGGGUGCUAGGGACAGAAGGAGACUCUGACUCUGGUGCAGCAAGCCAAAUGAUCUAAACCAGGCCUCUCCAACCCUGUUCCUGGAGAGUUACCGUCCUGUAGGGUUUCACUCCAACCAUAAUCUAGCACACCUGAUUCUAAUAAUUGAUAAGCUGAAUCAGGUCAGUUAAAACUGGGGUUGGAGGAACAGGGUUUGAGAGACCUGAUCUAAAGCUGGUCCUUGCUCGAAGGGGGAAGAGGAGAGGAUAAGAAAAUAUUCUUAUUUUCGUUAUUGUUUGUUCUUCUACUUUCUUGUUUCAUCUUCUCAGCAGCAUGAAUGAUCAACAGAGUACUGUGCUUUUACUGUGAGUUUACCCUCUUACCCUCAGAUUCACAGACCCUGUCCCCAUCACCCCCUACCCUAACCCUUCACUCCCUACAGUCCCAUCACCCCCUAACCCUUCACUCCCUACAGUCCCAUCACCCCCUAACCCUUCACUCCCUACAGUCCCAUCACCCCCUAACCCUUCACUCCCUACCCUAACCCUACAGUCCCAUCACCCCCUAUCCUAACCCUUCACCCCCUACUGUCCCAUAGCACCCUACUCCCUCACUCUCCUAUCGCUCCCUUGUCUGUCCUCUGUCCCUAUCAUCAGGUAUUAACCCACAUUUCCCAUUCACUUUUAUUCAGCACCCCAAUUCUGUUGUACCCUAACCAAUGAUCACUCCUGUUAGGCAUGUCUCCCAACCUCUCACCCAGUCUCCCAACCUCUCAUCCAGUCUCUCACCCAGUCCCUCAAACGCUCACCCUUCCCAGGCACCUCUGUUUGAUCCUUGCUUCUCUUGUUAUGGCUAGACAUUCCUCUCGGUCUGUCAUGAUAUUAUUCCCUCAGCUCCGAGGACAUGGCGUGUGAUUAACGACAGUCACCUCCCCAGCUCUCGUACCGUCGGCAGUACUCUACGUGAUGUGUCACCAUGUCCUCUCAAAACAAACAAAUUAUGAGCCGGUUUCGUCAACCAAAUAUCCUGUCUGUGUGAAAUCGAAGGUGGAGACCGAGGCACAAUGAUUCUCCUUGUCUUCUGUCUGGUGUGUCUCUUGUCGUGUUACACGUGCACACCUCGCUGAUGAGGAAGAGGAAGUGACAACAUAGUUCUCCAGCUCCACCCAUCAGUAUCAGUGUAUUUAUUACUAGUGAUGAUCGUUUCAUUUGUCAAAUGUUUGAGGAAUAAAAAUUUUUAAUUAAGGGGGGGGUGGAAAUGUUGCAAAGAAGAGUAUACAUUUUGGGGUUAUAUGAGAAUGCUGCUUUGACUCUUGUGAUCCUGGGGUGUCAAAUGAUAGUAUGACCACAAGGUGGCGCCUGACUGGGCAGCCCCAGAGGAGUCCAAAUGGGCAUUGGGCAAUAUUCUGAAGUGGCUUCCUUUCCUUGUCUCCUUUCCUCCAUCUGCACUGAUCUGAAAGGAGUGGAGGUGAAAAAUAGCCAUAUUGUUUACACCUAUGCUGUUGUAUUGAAGCAGAGGAGACGAGGAGAGGAAUCUGUUUUAGACUAUUGAGAUUCACCUCCUCUCUGCCCCAGAUGUUUCCAUUCCCACUUUUUUGUAAUUUUAAAUUAUUAUUUUAUAAAGUAUUAGUCAUUCUUGAUCUGAUUGUGCAUUGACUGUCGCGGCUAUGCAUUGUAUUUGUUAGUUAUUUUCUGUGUGUGAAAUCAAAGCUUUGAUGUCGCAGGGUUCUGGAAGUGAGUGAAGGGUUUCCAUGAGAUUAUAUGUCUACCUGUUUGACUGUAACCAGAACCCAAACCUAUGACGGCACCAGCCCACUAUCUUCUGACACUGAAUAGAGACAGACUAUCGUCUGUCACAGGCUCUCUGAGGUUAUGUGUCUUUGGGACGGUUUCCUGGACACAGAUUAAGCCUAGUCCUGGACUGAAACAUGUCUCCAUUGAAUAUGCUUUUUAGGGAAACCAACCCCCUAUGUCUGUCAAACCAAUGGGAGCUAUAGUAGUGUGACAGAGUGUUGGUCACAUCUUUAACCAGAGGGAGGCUGUGUUUCCCAGAAAAAUCCUCAUUGCUGCUGCCUACUGCUACCCAUAGAGAUAGAUAAAGGACUCAUCUUUGUAUCUGUGCCAUUAUAAUGCCUAUGGCAGCAUGGAGUAGUCUCCAUUAGGAAGUAGUCCAUUUUCUUAUUCACGAUUGGCCGAUCCCUCCUGAUGACCCGGUUGGACAUGACUCCAACAGGGUCUCCAGGAUGGAUCAGUCAAUGAAGUUGGAAGUCCCACCCAGUUGACUACUUUCAAAUUGUGGAAGCCUUCAAUGGUGCUGCCCAUGCUAACAUGGCCUUUUGGCCACUAGAGGCCUCUAUCAUUCUCUAGUACAGUGGUCACCAACCUUUUCUGAGUCAAGAUCACUUUCUGAUUCAAAAUGCAAGCUGAGAUUUACCGCUCAUAUUUAUUUUUUAAAUGUAAGCCUAUGCAACAUUAACCAAUUAAAAACUGUUCUGUAGCAAUGAGGUUUGUGCAGUAGGUUAUGGGCCGAAGACACUAUCACUGUAUAUUGGCUACGCUUGACUUACCCUGCCAAUGUUGUUCUUCUCAGACCAUUUUGAAAUUAUAUAUUUUUUUAAAUGUGGUAUAUGAUCACACUGGUAAUUGUUGUAUUCAUUGUGAGUCACAGCUCAGGCUCAUGGCCUGCAUCUGAUGGUCAGUCUGAGGUGAGAGUGACACAGUCCAGCUGAAACUCAAGUCGCACUGCAUUAUUUCUGUCUCAUGCACCAAUUCAUGUUGUUACUCCUAUGACCAGAGAAAGUGAAAUAUUCCUUGAUAUUAAAAAAGACAAGCUGCUAAUAAUAACAAAAGCUUAUUGAAACACUUAUUGAAACACUUUGCUAUACUCAUUCAUUACAGCUGCAGUACAGCUGCAUGUGUGUUUUAACAAAUUGCUUCUCUCUGGUCAUGGUUUUGAAAUCUCACAGAUGGCUCAGAUCACUGUGCAGUCAUGGUGAUCUGAGCUAUCUGAUUGGCCAGUGGUAGGCCUAUAUGCCCUUGAUUUGCUCUCUGGGCCGGCCGGGUAGGCGGAGUAUUAUCUUCAGACACAUGAAAUGCUUGAAAAUUCUUGGCCUUCCCAGCACUAGGGCUGCUGAAUCAAGUGCACCUCCCGCCAACAGCACGAAAUAAAACCAAACAAUAGGAACACAAGGCUUUAUCGUUGGGUUUUUAACAGAAAUGUUUGGUGAUCGACUAGGAAUGCCUUGGAGAUCGAAUUGUCCAUCACGAUCGACCGGUUGGUGACCACUGCUCUACCAUACCAGUGAACCUUCAUUCCAUAAGAGUAACCAUUAUGUCCCUAACUAAGUGUAUUAAAGAAUGUCUGAUGUAUUUAUAAAAUCAAUGCAUUGCUCUUCUAUAGUACUGGGAUUAUGGCUAAUGAAUAAAACAGAUUGAUGAAUGGAAACAGUAUGUUUAUCCACUGUGUUGUAUUGAAGAGUCUCAAAGGGCCAUUAAGUUAAUGGUCUAUACCAUGAUUUUUGAUCAUCCUUCACAUCAGUUAUAUGGUAUGCUUGAGCCAAUCGUGAGGCCUGAUGCUAUGAGAAACAGGAAGUAAGAUAUAGCACUAGAAGCCUGCAUUGAAUAUAUUAGUUUUUUUGUGUUUUUUUUUACUCCUUUUUCUCAAUGCACUCUAGCCCUUGAUCUGUCAAGAAAACUGCAUCAGACACCUAAACCUAUCAUGGGGUAGUGUGCAUUGUGUGGGGACCAAAACAUCUUUCUCCUAACUGAUGAUUGAUUGGGCUAUAAUUCUGUAUCUCUGGUCAGAAAGAAUCACUCCAGUAAUAAUAAUAACCUGUUCUUCUCACUGACCUGGCCACAUGAUGCACAUUUAAUUUGUCUUGUUUUUCUGUUCUGUUGUGGUACUCAGGAACAAUGAGCAAUGGCAGAGAAGAGAAGGUGUGUGUUACUUUGUUGGACAGGCUGCCAUGCUUAGUAUGUCAUACAGAGUGUGUGUGUGGAGGAGGUGUGUGAGGUGUGUGUUGUCUGCAACACACUGACUUCAUCUUGUAUCUAAAAGACUAGCUGGCUGUAAAUCAUGCAUUUAAAAAAAAACAUUGCCAACGGCAAAUCCAUAUUAAUAAAAAUAAUUUAAAUUGUU
This is a messenger RNA of Oncorhynchus kisutch (coho salmon), 7729 nucleotides long. RefSeq names its product long-chain fatty acid transport protein 4. Gene Ontology annotation, molecular function: long-chain fatty acid transmembrane transporter activity; oleoyl-CoA ligase activity. The transcript has 13 exons. NCBI's taxonomy places the organism in Eukaryota, Metazoa, Chordata, Actinopteri, Salmoniformes, Salmonidae. The record is from RefSeq and is a predicted model, not a curated record. Bases 539 to 2470 code for a protein of 643 amino acids. Gene Ontology annotation, biological process: long-chain fatty acid metabolic process; long-chain fatty acid import into cell; medium-chain fatty acid transport. Gene Ontology annotation, cellular component: endoplasmic reticulum membrane; plasma membrane.